AUGGGCGCUCCACGAAACGCCGUCUACGCCGAAGAAAGCGCAGAAGUCGAAGUGCUCUAUGCGGACCUCGAGAAGCUCAACACCCUCACUAAACGGAUUCAAGGCUCUUUAUCCCGGCUAGAGGCUAGUGGAAAGGUGGUCAAGAAUGCGAUCGGCCCCAUAUAUGGCAACACACAGGCGCUACAUGCCACCAACACAAAUAUCGAUAGGGUGAACGAUGCUAUCGAGCGAAUGCGCCGGCCGUUAGACGUAAAGGGCCAGGAAGAGAGUAUCAUACGGGCUGGACCGCAAAAUGCUGGCUUGCCCCAAUUCAUUGGGGCGUUGAAACGUAUCGACCUCGCACUCACGGACCUGAGCGCUACCAAACUGCGCUCAAACCAAAAGGCUGUCUCUGAAUUUAGCUCACUGCUCAGCUCGGGUAGCAGUAAGCUCCAGGAUCUCUUCCACUCCACCCUGAGAGCGGAAGCUAAUACUAUCGAACCACUUCAUUACCUUACGAAACAACUUUCCUUUCCGUUACUGUCCCAGGAUGCUUUCUCCGAACUUACUCCUGUUGCCGGUGCAAUUACCGCUGCCUCCAAGCACAUCCCUCAGCAAGGUCAUAUAGAAAACCCAGCUAUCUCUAUCUACGCGGAAGUCCGCGGCCCUUACUUGACGAACAGCUUGCAAAACCUAGCUACCGCUUCAAUCAAUACGGCAAAACGCAGGGCAGUUGACGGUCCUUACAAACAAGGCACCAAUGGAAUCGGCGUAUACUCAAAUGUCAUUGAAGGAAUGUUCGUUUCAGAGUAUGAAAACAUCGUCAAAAUAUUCCCUCCAGACCAACAAGGCAAGGCUCUUCAGGCAACAUGUCGACCCGCUCUGGCAGAAUUCUCCAAAACUAUGCGAGAGCUGAACAUGUAUAUCAAAUCGAACCUGAUCAACGAUUGUUUCCUUGCUUUUGAAAUAAUCGAUAUCGUCACUUCUCUAUCAUACCGCCUAGAUUCAAAGACGGGAGAUCUUAAGAAUCUAUUUUUUGAAGCUCUAAGGCCCAUACGAGAAACAGCCAAAUCAUCUCUGACAGAACUAUUAGAAGAGACCAAGCGUCGAUCAGCAGCCCUUACUACUUUACCCCAGGACGGCUCACCUGUUCCACUGGUGAACGAAGUAAUGAGCUCUCUAUCCACGCUCACCGCUUACUCCAAACCUCUAGCUUCCAUCCUCACAUCACUAGGAGACGGUAACUGGAAACCCUCUGCAGUCCCCAACACCGCACCUCUUGACGUGGGCCCAGACAGCUCUACCCUACUAUCCCAUUUCAUACUCGACAUGAUCGACACGCUUCUAUCUUCCCUUGAAGCUCGCGGCCGGGCGGUGCACAAAAGCAAAGCCACGCUUGGCGCCUUUAUUGCUAAUAAUGUCCACAUAGUCGACAGAGUCAUACGCAGUACUCCAGAACUAUCGAACUGUCUGUCAACGCCAGAAAACGCAAGUAGACUUGAAGUAUGGCGCAAGAAGGGUGUGUCGAUAUACCUUGAUGCUUGGCGUGAUCCGUCCUCGCAUCUGCUGGACGUACAAUAUACAAGCAGAGGCGGUGCCCGACCGACCUCAGGAGGACCCGUCGAUUCCAGCGCCAUCGUGAAGUCACUCUCCUCCAAGGAUAGAGAUGUGAUCAAAGAUAAAUUCAAGGCUUUCAACUCUUCAUUCGACGAACUGAUCGCGAAACAUAAGUCAUUAAAUAUGGAAAAGCCUGUUCGCACGUCUCUAUCCCGUGAGGUACAGGCUGUCAUUGAGCCUCUUUACGCAAGGUUCUGGGACAGAUACCAUGAAAUCGACAAGGGAAGAGGGAAGUACGCCAAGUAUGACAAGGGAAGCCUCUCUGCACAGCUCUCAGCGCUAAGCUAG
Molecule: messenger RNA, 1884 nt
Organism: Trichophyton rubrum CBS 118892
Lineage: Eukaryota; Fungi; Ascomycota; Eurotiomycetes; Onygenales; Arthrodermataceae
Exons: 3
Coding region: 1-1884 (627 amino acids)
Biological process (GO): exocytosis
Cellular component (GO): exocyst
Molecular function (GO): phosphatidylinositol-4,5-bisphosphate binding
Source: RefSeq, a predicted model, not a curated record